Messenger RNA from Dentiscutata erythropus, 1497 nucleotides. The record is from the annotation of a GenBank genome assembly. Lineage: Eukaryota; Fungi; Glomeromycota; Glomeromycetes; Diversisporales; Gigasporaceae.
AUGACUGAUUCUGCUUGGAAAGAAUUUAACAAAUACCCACCAAAUACACCAAAAGGACAUCCAGUUGCAGAAUGCAUUCAUUGUGAUCAAAAAUUAUCAGGCCAAGCACAACGUCUUCGUUCACAUUUAAAUUCUUGUCAAAAAUAUCAAAAUUUUUUAAAUUUAAAUCAAAAUGAACCUACAAUUUCUAAUUCUUUACCUGUUACUGUUAUUCAAAAAAAUCCAAAUUUACCAGUUGAUCCUUACUUGUCACGUCAAUUAAAUCCUAUUGAACAAAAAACAAUUGAUAAAAAAAUUGCUCGUGCAUUUUAUGCAUGUGGUAUUCCACAUGUAUUAAUUGAAAAUAAUUUUUUUAUUGCAGCUUUAAAAUCACUUCAUCCUACUUAUAAUCCACCAUCUCAUUGGUUACUUGGCAAUAAUUUGUUAAGUGAUGAAUAUAAAGAAAUUAAAGAUCACGUUCAAAAAAUUUAUUCAAAAGAAAAGUUUAUUUCUAUCUCAACAGAUGGAUGGUCAAAUCAGCGCAAUGAAUUAAUUAUUAAUUAUAUGUCUUUGACAACACAUGGUCCAAUUUUUAUUAAAUCAACAGUAACAAAAACUAAUUCUCAUAUAGCUGAAUAUAUUGCAGAAGGAAUUCAAAAUGUUAUUCUAGAAUUUCUAGAAGUUAAAGAAACUUUUGUAGUAUCAGUUGUAACUGAUAAUGCAGCUAAUAUGCCACAUUCGGCAAAUUUAAUUAUUUCUGAUAUCUUUAAAAAAUCUAAUCUUAUUGAUGAUGAGUUACAGUGGACACGUAAUACAUUAGAAAUAGCAAAAAAGAAUAAAACUAUCGCAUUAGUGAAUCCUAUAAAAACACGAUGGGAAACUCAACUAGCAGUACUUGAAAAAUUAUUAGAAUCAAAAAGUAGCAUUCAGAACUCAGCAAGAUCGUCAAAUAGAAUUUUAAUUGCUGAUGAGGAUAAUUGGGAUAAUAUUUCAGUUUUAGCUGAAGUAUUACGCCCUAUUGUAAAAUGUAUUACUAUGUUCGAAAGUAAUUCAGCUACCUUAUCUCUUGUUUAUAAAGAAAUGGCUGAUAUGAAAAAUUUAGAAUACAAUAUUACAAAUCCUAUUCAAGAUUCUGUAAUAGAUAUUAUUACUAAACGGUUUAAUUAUAUGCAAAGUCCUAUAAUGCUAUUAGCCUAUCUUCUUGAUGGCCGCUUUUAUCCACAUCAUCACUUUCGUCCUACAGUUCAUGCGUUAACUCAGCUAUUUCAAGAUGUUACGCCAUAUAUUAGUAAUUUUAUUCUCAAACCUGAAAAAGAAAUACAUGCUAAAUUGUAUAAAGAAUAUGGAGAGCUAGUCGCUCUUCUUGACUCCAAUAUUAUCUUACAAGAAGCAGCAAAAGACUUGCAUCCUCAUGAAUUAGUAUGGUUAUCAGAUAUUGAACAAGAAGUAGACGAUGAAAAUGAUUUUUGGGAAGGUUUUGAUGAACUUACUGAUCAAGUUCUUUAUGAUAUCGAAUAG